UGAUAAUAGCGGAAAGAUCAUUUUAUCACAAACCGUCGCAGUGAUGUAUCGCCAGCGCAUAGUUUUUAUAACCUUCAUUCUACUGACGAUUAGUCAAUUUAAGAAUGCAGCUGAAGGCACUGCACAACAUUUGCCAACGAGUUGUGCUGAAGCAGUUCAUUUUUCUGGCCGCACACCCUCCAGCGGCAUAUAUCAGUUACGUGCUCAGUUGCCUGAUCGGGGUUAAACAACAUUCUACGCUUAUUGUCUACUCGAUCCAGCAGGUGGGGAAGCCUGGACAGUUAUACAGAGGCGACAGGAUGAUAGUGUACACUUUAAUCGUGGCUGGAGUGAUUACAAAAACGGCUUUGGAAACUUGAAUACAAAUUUCUUCAUUGGUCUUGAUAAGUUGCACGCACUAACCGACUUGCAACUGCAUGAAUUAUGGAUUGAAUUAAAAGAUUUCGACGAUGUCGUCAAGGUACGAGAGCUUCGCUAUCGGCGGCGAGGAAUUGAAAUACGCACUAACAGUCUUGGGUGUUUACUCAGGCACAGCUGGUGAUUCAUUGAAUAGUUUGCACGGCGGUUGUAAGUUCAGUACGCACGAUCAGGACAAUAGUGAGAGAGGUACAAAUUGUGCGGAAGUGUACAAGGGUGGCUGGUGGUUUGGCAAGGAAUUGUGUCUUAAAAGCUUUUUAAACGGGGCCUAUACGGAUAAGUCUUCCACAGAUUAUGGCCAAGGUCUGAUAUGGACAUCUUGGCAUGGUUAAAGUAUGUACAUAUGGCUAUAAGGCCAAAAUAUAAUUCG
This is a messenger RNA of Zeugodacus cucurbitae (melon fly), 787 nucleotides long. RefSeq names its product techylectin-like protein. Lineage: Eukaryota; Metazoa; Arthropoda; Insecta; Diptera; Tephritidae. The transcript has 2 exons. The record is from RefSeq and is a predicted model, not a curated record. Bases 450 to 749 code for a protein of 99 amino acids.